GUAAAAAUGAAGUAUUCAAAGCCAUUCACUUACUUCUCUAGUUCAUACCGAAUUUUGCAGUAUCAACACAAUGCCACCUAAAUUCAUUCUAAUCUCCGCUAUUUCUUUCUGCAUCUUUCUUAGUUGCGUGGAGAGUCAAUCAAUCUCUGAAGAGGCUUCUGAUUGCCAAUGUGGUAACACGACUUCCACGGGCUUGGCGCUGCGGGUGGUUGGCGGUCGUUACCUGGAGGAGGGCGAACAUCCUUUCCUGGCUCUCCUGAUAAAGGACUCCUACUUCAUUUGUGGAGGCUCCAUCAUCAGCAAACGCUUUGUGCUCACUGCAGCACACUGUAUAGAGGACAAACACCCUCUUGACAACUUUUACGCAGUGUUUGGAACUCAUGAUAAGACACAGAAGUUCAAAGAAGGCGUCAUUCAGUAUCGAGCUGUAGAACGGAUUAUAACACAUCCAGAUUACUACGAAACACGUAGCGGAAUUUUAAUUAAUGACAUCGCCCUUCUUCAAGUUGGCACGAUACACUUCAAUGCUAGAGUGCAGCCCAUCUGCCUCCCGGAUUUAGAUUUGAGUAGAUUCAAAGCGGCGAAGAUACAAGGCUGGGGCUCAACGAACUUCAAGGGAAAGGCGCCAAGGUUCCCCAAGGAGGCGAUCCUCUCGGUGCUGACCGAGCAAGAAUGCAGGAUGUCCCCAGUACAGCCCAUGAUACGCCAUGUCCAGGAUAUCCACCACGCGGUAGUGUGUGCCUAUGAGAGGGCCACAGACGCUUGUCAGGGUGACAGUGGUGGGCCGCUGUUUAUAUCAAAUGAAAAAGGACUAGUGUAUCAAAUAGGAAUAGUAUCUUUUGGACUGGAGUGUGGCAACACGGAAGAUAUACCUAGCAUGUACACCCGACUCUCUAGUUACAUGGAUUGGAUAAAGCUUCAUAUAGACUCUGUCUGUUCUGCCAUAGCCUGACCUUCCAUCAUCUCGGGUUCUCAUUUGGAUCUAUAAUGAAAUAAUAAACAAAUCUUUACAGUGCA
Homalodisca vitripennis (glassy-winged sharpshooter) is the source of this 1017-nucleotide messenger RNA. Its product is annotated as venom serine protease 34-like. Gene Ontology annotation, molecular function: serine-type endopeptidase activity. NCBI's taxonomy places the organism in Eukaryota, Metazoa, Arthropoda, Insecta, Hemiptera, Cicadellidae. The transcript is spliced from 7 exons. Gene Ontology annotation, biological process: proteolysis. The record is from RefSeq and is a predicted model, not a curated record. The coding region runs from base 71 to 952 and encodes 293 amino acids.